Molecule: messenger RNA, 633 nt
Organism: Metopolophium dirhodum (rose-grain aphid)
Lineage: Eukaryota; Metazoa; Arthropoda; Insecta; Hemiptera; Aphididae
Exons: 1
Coding region: 1-633 (210 amino acids)
Source: RefSeq, a predicted model, not a curated record
AUGCAACUUCUACGUAUAACUGCCUUAGUCCAACGAUUCGUACACAAUUGUACAAUACAGAGGAAACUCAUAGAUGAACGUACGACAGGUGCAUUGACUGUACAUGACCUCAAAGGUUCUAGAGAGUUUUGGAUUCGCAAAAUUCAGGCUGAAGCUUAUUCCUCGGAACUAAAGGCUCUAAAUUCAAACUUACCCAUUCAUCGGUCAAGCUGUCUGUUAAAGCUAAAUCCAUUUGUAGACGGUAUUGGUAUUUUGCGUGUGGGAGGCCGCUUAGCGUAUGCACCAAUACAUGACAAUACAAAGUUUCCAAUUGUAUUGCCGCCCUCUUCAACUUUCACAAGAUUAUAUUUCAAAUAUGAACACCUGAGACUAUUGCAUGUUGGUCCACAAGCAUUGCUCUCACACAUACAAGUUAAUUACUGGCCCAUCCGUGGACGAAGUCUUGCCAGUCGAACCGUGCAUCAAUGCAUUCAAUGUUUCCGAACCAAUCCAAAAUUAAUGACGCCUUUCAUGGCUCCCCUACCUCGGCAACGUACCACUAUUGAAAGACCGUUUUCUCAAUGUGGAGUAGAUUUCUGCGGGCCAAUAAUGAUUCGAAGUGGUAUCCGUCGUGUAAAGACUGGAAAGGCAUAG